Mus musculus (house mouse) is the source of this 6276-nucleotide messenger RNA. It is a transcript of the gene Dnajc21, whose product is annotated as DnaJ heat shock protein family (Hsp40) member C21. Bases 5002 to 6222 code for a protein of 406 amino acids. The transcript is spliced from 12 exons. NCBI's taxonomy places the organism in Eukaryota, Metazoa, Chordata, Mammalia, Rodentia, Muridae. The record is from RefSeq and is a predicted model, not a curated record. Gene Ontology annotation, molecular function: nucleic acid binding; zinc ion binding. Gene Ontology annotation, cellular component: nucleolus; cytoplasm; nucleus.
ACCUGCCUCUGCCUCCCAAGUGCUGGGAUUAAAGGCGUGUGCCACCACUGCCGGGCUAUAUGUACAUUUUGAAAUGCUAAAACAGGGACUUCAGUCUUGUUAGGAAAACAAGCCUUGCACAUAUGGACGCAAACUAUUUGUCUGAGUAAAAUAGUGUCAUUGCUGUUUGGGUUAAUACAGCAACUAGUGAGCACUCAUGUAAUGGGGUCUGGGUUCCUCUGUGUACCUAGAGAUGCUGAGGCAUCAACACAGGGAGGGCCUGGGACUGUCCUGUUUCAGGAAGAGCACAAAGGUGGGCCAAAGAAGUCCCAGGGGAAUGGAGGGCAGUACUUACUGGGGAAGGAUAUAGAAUGGUUUGCAAGAGUGGAAGACUGGAGACCCUAGUAAAUGGAACAAAAACCAUAAGUAUUGGUGUGAUAACAAUAAAUGAGAAACGUGUGCACACACCUAUUGAAAGGGCAGAAUUCUUAUCAUAGCAGGAUGUCAAAAGAAAUAGUCAAGGUAGAUAAAUCCAAAGAAAACAUACGUUGUCAUAGUGUAAUGGCUAGUUCUCAUUAGAAGCUGAGUUAGGAAUUGGAAGGAAGUUGGGAGUGCCUUGAUUUUCAGAAUGAAAAGGUCAAGACAGAAUUAAUUCUAAGGGCAAAUGCAUACACUUUGCUAGGUGAACCAGUCAGGAGAGGUUUCUGCCCUGGUUGAAUAUGCAUUCUGUGGAGACACAGGAAAGAAAACAGGGAUUUUGAAUCCUAGACGAGAAGGUCUGUGUGAGGGCAAAUUCAAGUGUUGAUUAGUCCAUGCCUGGCCAGCUUUGUGUAUGUUGGUGAGAGACGGGAAAAGCCAUCCUGGAAGCUUGGCUGUGAAGAAGUAACUGUGGCUAUUGGAGAGAGGAGGAAGGAGCAUAAGAGAAAGGCUAGCAGAACCAACCAAGUAGGAGCAGGUCAGGAGGAAUGCUAAAUUCUGGAGUAGCAUUUUAGCCUGAGAGCUUUGGUAGACCAUAGAAGAACUGGAAACACCAGGGCGAUAAAUGUGACCAGUUUUUCAAGUUUCUCUUUGGUUGUAAUGGGAGAGAGUGUUUCAGAGAGAGAGGCCAGCCUGGAGGUGAUGCCAGAAGUACCAUAGUGGAGAUACUGAGCAAGAUGCUAGUUUCUCAGUGGUUGAGAGGAGGGGAGAAAGAGAUCGUGGUGGUAGAGGAGACCACUAGAAGGAAUAGUGAUAAGGGACCAGUGUCCAGGCACAGGCCUGUACCACCAUGGGGCUGCCAUAGGAAUGCUGUAACAAGAGAAGUGCAGAGAAGUGAUGCUUUCUCAGAGCAAACUUUGCAAGGGAUGGGCCGACAAAAGCUUCCAGAAGGCAUUGUAAGAAGGUUUAGGAGAUGACAGCAGAAUGUGGGCUUGUGUCAGGAGAAAACCACACAGAAUAGUGCAAGAGUGGACGCCUGGUAAACCGCAGUGACUGUUUGCGGUACUUGUGCCAAAAUGUAGGCUCCUUUUUUGCUUAACAGCUUUAGACUCCGGCUGUUAAUCUCAGUUCGACACAGCCAUCUAGCACAGAUGCACUUACGUAAAGUGAAAGCCAUGUGACAGAUUGAAAACAUUAUUUAAGAAAAAAGUUCUAUUCAGAAGUUAUAUCUUGUUAUUAGAUGGUGUAUGCAUAGGUUUUGUGUGUUUAAACGCGCUAGCUUUCUACAAAUUUCUUUAGGGAGGGAAGGGAUGGGAAGAAGUUGAACCAGGUGCAUUACUGAUAAAAAGGAACACACACCUGGCAACCGUUGUUUAUUGUUUUUUUUUUGUUGUUGUUGUUGUUUUUGGUUUUGGUUUUGGUUUUUCGAGACAGGGUUUCUCUGUGUAGCCCUGGCUGUCCUGGAACUCACUUUGUAGACCAGGCUGGCCUCGAACUCAGAAAUCUGCCUGCCUCUGCCUCCCGAGUGCUGUGAUUAAAGGCGUGUGCCACCGUGCCCGGCUGUUUAUUCUUUUUUAAUUUAAGAAGAAUCAAUUGUCAACUUUUUUUAAAAAGUUGUUAGGUUAUUUAAUUUGAAAGGAACUAUUGUGUCUUGACAGGAAUAUUUGAGACUUAAGGUUUCUCCCAUUUUUCUAGGAAACCCCCCGCCCCCCCCAAAAAAAGGCAGAGUAGACUGUUUAGCAACCCCAUUUGGGGUAUGCUUGUGAAUGCUGAGAUGGAUGUCGGAAAAUACCAGAGUGUCCUAGGGAUUUCUCCUUCAUCCUUUUCUCCUUGGAACUGUUUAUGAAUGAGUUGAUGAAGACAUGGAGAUCGUAACACUUGUCAUACCUUGAAAGGUUAUAAGGGUUGUGUGUGGCUGAAUGUGGCAGGAAGCUGGCCGUCAUAGCAAACUCAAAGACCAAUUUAUUUUUUCUCACCUCGGAAGAAAUCAGAGGUGGCUAGUUCCCGUGUUUCAUGAAGCCACGGGAGAAUUGCUCCAUCGUCCUCACCAUGUGUGUGUAACCCUUGAAUCAAACAUAAACAGUGAGCCUCAAAGGCAGAAGUGCUUUCUCAGCUGGGACAGCUUAAGAUAGCAGUUCUCUCCUAUGGCCCAGUGGACUUUAAUGCCUAGCAGUUCUCAAAUGGGCCCUCUUUUGUCAUCCAGAGUGACGGUUCAAGAUUCUAGUCACAGGAGGAGGAACAUGUAAAGAAGAGACAAGGGUUUAUGCUAGUUGCCUUUUGAGGAAGAUUCUUAAAACCCACUGUAGAGUAGUUUCGUAGUCUUUAUUAACUUAGUCAUGUGUUUGCACCUAAACUUUAAGGGUGAAGAACUGAAUCUUUACUACAAGGGCCAGGUGUUAUUUGGAAGAAAGGAACCGUAAAUUUGGGGUGUGAAUUUGUCUGCUGCAAUUCUUGUAUUAGAGAGCUAAAGCUGGAGGAGGAUACAGCAGGUGGGGUAGGGCACACUGUAACAAGGCCACCCAGCAGGUGGGUUGGGGCACACUGUAACAAGGACCACCCAGCAGGUGGGUUGGGGCACACUGUAACAAGGCCACCCAGCAGGUGGGGUAGGGCACACUGUAACAAGGCCACCCAGCAGGUGGGGUAGGGCACACUGUAACAAGGCCACCCAGCAGGUGGGUUGGGGCACACUGUAACAAGGACCACUCAGCAGGUGGGUUGGGGCACACUGUAACAAGGACCACCCAGCAGGUGGGUUGGGGCACACUGUAACAAGGCCACCCAGCAGGUGGGGUAGGGCACACUGUAACAAGGACCACCCAGCAGGUGGGUUGGGGCACACUGUAACAAGGCCACCCAGCAGGUGGGGUAGGGCACACUGUAACAAGGCCACCCAGCAGGUGGGGUAGGGCACACUGUAACAAGACCACCCAGCAGGUGGUGUAGGGCACACUGUAACAAGGGGGGGGGGGCACACAUCUUUUCAUAGAACUGUGAUUUUCUAGGAAGUAUCACUUAGUAAACUCCUUUGCAUCUUAUUUUUGUUACUUUUCUAUUGCUAUGAUAACAUGCCAAGACCAAGGCAACAUACAGAAAAAGAGAGUUUAUAUUGUGUGUAUGGUUUCAGAGGGCUAUUAGUCCAUGAUGGUUAAGCAUAAGUAGCAGGUGGCUGGCGCAGCAGCUAAGAGCUUACAUUUAGAUCUGUAAGUACGAGGGAGAGAGAACUAACUCAAAAUGGUCCUAGUUUUCAAACCUCAAAGCUCACCCCAAGUAACACAUCUCCUCCAACAAGGCCACACCUCCUAAUUCUUUCCAAACAAUUCCACCAACUGGGACCAAGUAUUCAAACAUUUGAGCCCAUGAGGGGCAUUCUCGGAACACAGUUGGUUGCCUAAUGCUGGCUGUCUUCAAAUGGGUACACUCUGAAAGGGGCAAUAGAAUUAUGGUUGUUACUCCUCAUGGAAAGUGAGGUAUAUACAAAGGUAUAGAUAGCAGUUGGAAAUUAUUUUUAGUUAAUACAAGACUACUUUUAGUUUCACAGGAUCAAAGAGUCAUGGAAACCUGCUAUGCUUGGAAAAAUAUUAGUGUUAGCUAUUUGUUUGGUUUGGGAUCAAGUGCUGCUGACAGAUAAAAGGAGGCACAAUAGUAAGGCUGCAUGGCUGUUUGGAGGGAGCACAUUCUGUCGUACCUUAAACUCUUAGAAGACAAGUAUUGAGUAGUAGUAGCUUAAAGAACUUGAUGUGUUCCAUGUUAGAUUCAAAAGUUUAAUUUAUGAAUUAAUCCACUUAUGAUGGAACAAAAUUACCAAAGCCUUAGGGUAUAAAACAGCAAACAGAAAAACUAGUGUGUAUCAGUUCGUUAUGCAGACAGACACCCAGGGUUCUGAAACAUAAAUGUGGGAGUGGCUUAGCUUAUAGCUUCUGCUGAGGCUAUCUCACCACUGUUGGGAGGACCUGCUUCCAGACUCACGGGCAUUCGGUGGCUCCUACCAUUUGUUCCUCCUACCCUCUGUUCUUCAUCCCUUGAACUUCAUUCCUUGAAGCUAUCUGAGUUCUUUACACUGUCACAUGAGUAUUUCUGGAGACAGCAAGAGCCCAGAAUGGAGGCUGCUGUCCAGUCCAGUCCCAUCUCUUAGCACACCUUGCUUUCCUUCUGCGCCUGCUGUUGGUCAGACCAGCACUGCUGAUGAGGGACUUCAACAAGAAGGAAGAAGAGAUCACUGCUGUUGCCAUUUGCAGGCCAAGUUGCUUUUGUGAUUUGCAGUUAAGGAAGCAUGACCAAGGAAAGAAUAAUUAGCAUGUGCACACAAAAAGGUGCAUAUGUGGAGAUAAAAAUCUGGACAAUGCCGCAGAAGCAGCUGAGCAGUUUAAAUUAAUCCAAGCUGCAUAUGACGUCUUAAGUGACCCUCAGGAAAGAGCGUGGUACGAUAACCACCGAGAGGCCUUACUUAAAGGAGGGCUCGAUGGGGAAUAUCAAGAUGACAGCUUAGAUCUGCUUCAUUAUUUCACGGUUACCUGUUAUUCUGGUUAUGGGGACGAUGAAAGGGGGUUCUAUGCAGUGUAUCGUGUUGUCUUUGAGCUGAUUGCAAAAGAAGAACUGGAGUGUAUGUCAGAGGGAGAUGUUGAGGAUUUUCCAACCUUCGGCGACUCCCAGAGCGACUAUGACACGGUGGUCCACCCUUUCUACGCUCACUGGCAGAGUUUCUGCACACAAAAGAAUUUUUCCUGGAAGGAAGAGUAUGAUACCCGGCAAGCCUCGAACCGCUGGGAAAAACGAGCCAUGGAAAAAGAAAACAAAAAAAUUCGAGACAGAGCAAGGAAAGAGAAAAAUGAACUGGUGCGCCAGCUGGUAGCCUUCAUUCGUAAACGAGAUAAGAGAGUGCAGGCCCAUCGGAAGCUUGUGGAGGAGCAGAACGCAGAGAAGGCGAGGAAGGCAGAGGAGAUGAGGAGGCAGCAGAAGCUGAAGCAAGCCAAGCUGGCAGAGCAGUACAGAGAGCAGAGCUGGAUGACCAUGGCCAAUUUGGAGAAGGAGCUCCAGGAGAUGGAAGCAAGGUACGAGAAGGAGUUUGGAGAUGGAUCAGAUGAAAACGAAGUGGAGGAUCAGGAGCCCAGAAACGGAUUGGAUGGCAAGGACAGCGAGGAGGCUGAGGAGGCUGAGCUUUACCAGGACCUUUACUGCCCAGCUUGUGACAAAUCCUUCAAGACAGAAAAGGCCAUGAAGAAUCACGAGAAGUCAAAGAAACAUCGGGAAAUGGUUGCCUUGUUAAAACAGCAGUUGGAGGAGGAGGAAGAACAGUUUUCAGGAGUUCAAAUGGAUGAAAAUGUAUUGAAUGCCAAUUCUGAGGAGGAAAUGGAAGAUACACCAAAGCAGAAGCUUUCUAAAAAACAGAAGAAAAAGAAACAGAAAUCAGCACAGAAUUUUGAUGACAAUUUCAAUGAAAAUGGAACUGAAGAAGGAGGAAAGAUUGCUCCAGAAAAGACUAAGUCAAAUGAAGACAAUGCCAAAGAAUUAGAAAAUAGGCCCCAAGAAAAUACCUGUAUUACAGAGACCACAGAAGCCUGUGAGGAUCCAAAAAGCGAAGCUAAAAGUGUUCCUAAAUCCAAAGGAAAGAAAACCAAAGAUGUGAAAAAAUCUGUCAAAGCACCUGCUGAAGCACAGCCAGUGAGUGAUGUCCUCAUCAGCUGUGCGACUUGCCACAGUGAAUUUCCAUCCCGGAAUAAACUGUUUGAUCAUCUAAAGGCUACUGGUCAUGCAAGAGCACCUUCAGCCACAGCAUCUUUAAACAGUGUAACUAGGAACAAGAAAGAGAAGCGUAGAAGUAGAUAGGAAUUCUGUUAACUCUUUUUUUUUUUUAACUGUCUCUAGAUCUGGAACCAAAAA